GGCUUACGCCUACAACCAGGGCCGAUUUCAAUUCGAUGCAGGUCAGAAGCAGACCUUUGCGCAUCAAAUGAUCAAUAUGCGGAUCCAACAGUGGAGUCUCUUUCGCGAGGACAUCCGAGAUUUGUUCAACCUCACCACUUCCCAUAUGAGCACCUACAUGGUGGUGGGCACACUCUUCCUGGGCUACAGUGUGAGCCACAUGUGGUAUAUCACCACCUUUCCCGAAGAUCCUCCAUGGCUGAAGUUCUUCUGGAUGAAUUGCUUCAUUUCGGCCAUGUGCUACGGCUUCCUGGCAGUUUGGUUGGCGAUGCACGGGGCCAUCGCGGCCCAAUCGGCCAGUGUCCAGCUCCUGACGCGGGCCAUUCGCCCUCCAUAUCCGUCGGCAUCGGAGCUGGGAAGCGUCAGGCAUGAACUGGCGAACUACGAAGCGUCAGGUCCGCUGAAAUUCUUCUCUCCUCCCAAAUUCGCGGGGCGCAGUGGCAGCAGCACGUCGGCCAAUUCCAGCGCACUGGCGGAAAGGGGCCAAUCAUCCGUGCAGGCGUCUGGAACUGAGGGACCGGUCGAGGACCAACGAGGUAAUGCCUUCGACGGUCCAAGCUCAAAGCACCCUGCGGGGCUACCAUCACCCUGGGAAUUCGCACCUGGAUUGUCUGCAGAGAUGGGGAUGCAUGUCAAGCUGUUUCAGCAGUUGCAAGAAACUUUUCUCCCCUUCGAUGCAUAUGCUCGGGUUUGUUUGAUGACAGGUGUGAGCAAUGUGGUGACGGCAUUUUCCUACUUCUGGAUUGCUCACCAAGACUGGACCCAUGAAGGAUCUUUUUUGGCUGCUUUGGGUGGAUCCUGCUUGUUGAUGUUUACCACACUGGUGCUCUACAAGCUUGAUCUUUAUGUCGAAAAGAGACGUCUGUGGAUUUUCAAAUCUGUGGUUCUGUGUGCUCCCAUCGUGUCUAUGGCCUCCUUGAUUACCUGGCGCAAAGGUCAAGGAUGGCAAGCGGUUCAUGCAUUGACCGAGUGGGUUUUAGUCUGCAGCACUUGCCUCAUGCACAUUUGUUGGCUGGCACUCUUCGUUUGGGAAGCGAGGCCAUCGAAGGAGAACUUGGAUUUGCCCUUGAGUUUCAGAUCCGUGCGGUACCUGGACGUAUUCAGCAGCCUCAGAAAAAGGCAAACCCUCCAGCGGCAAAUGGCCAGUUCCGCCUCGCGGCGACGACGUGCGAGUGUGUCGGAGAAUAGUGAGGAGAUGGGAGCGGUUGAGCACUUGUCGGCGGACUACAUCUUCCAUUUGAUCCGAGAGCUGCUGAAUGCAUGUGAACAUAGCCAAAGUUUGCUAUCCGAAGAAGAGGUGAGAUGUCUUCAGUUGGCCAAAGCUCGCCUGCUGGAGCGGGGCAUGUCACCGGACGCGGAGCCGCAGGGACACGGACACGAGGGCCUUUGGUUGCAAAGAGUCCUGGAAAAUGACCUGGGUCAACCUGUGCUGUACUUUGUGAACACCAAAACGUUGGAUGUGAUGUGGACCGAUCCGCCCAUCUCGCAGCAAUUGUUCUUCGAGGACCUAGACAUGGAGAUUCGGAGGCUUGUCGAUCCCGCCGGUGAGUCUCUCGCUGGCGACGUCAUUUUGGGGCAGGAAACCAGUGACGAUCUGCAGCAGUUUGAAAUCGCGGGUUCGGAGGCUGCCGAGGGUCCCUCGGUGCCGGCUGCGCAACAGCCGCUGGUGCCCACGCUGCGAAGACCGGGCUCCAGCCAUGGGCAGUCCAGCAUGCCGUGGAAGUACUUUCUACAGAUUUCUUCCAUGAUUCUCUGCGUUUGGGUUGUGACCACUUUGUAUUGCAUGAUCAAUGUCGGAAGAGAAGCCGGACGUGCCACGCUGUUUCAGGGCAAGGCUGGACCAUGGCCACACGACUUCUUCGCGCCAUCGGCGCUAGCGUGUCAUGGGCAACAGGUGCUGCUAGGCGAUCGAUUUACAGUAUAUCCUGGUCGGAUAGAUCAAGAAGGUCUCUCCAUGGAUGAUGCAAUCUUUAGCACAUUGGAAGGCCAUGGUUUCGAAUGGGGUGCCAUUGCGGCCAGAUCUGCGCAGCAUCUCUUCCUCUUGCAGCGCGAUGGACACGCCAUCCACGAGUUCUUUGAUGGCGCGUUAGUGCAGCGAUGGGAGGUGUCCCUGGCGGACGCGGUUCAUGCCAUGUCGCUUCUGAGUGCUGAUCUGGCCAGGCAGCAUUGUCAGAAUUCUGCCGCGAGUGAACCUGACAUCCAUCCCUGGGCCAUCCUGGCAGCUGCCGGCCAUGACGUUGUGAUCCUCUGCCCGCGCAGCCACGGGAGCCAUGGGACCUUGUACCCCAGGCGAUGGUUGCCACAGGCAGCGUCCGAGCACGCUACGGUGGCAUUACAGAUGCCAUCCAGGGAACAUUUGUGGCUUUUGAGAAGCCAAACUGUGGCGAAUCAAGCGGAGAAGUCUGCAAAAGUAUGGCUGGUCAGAGAACAUUUGCAGAGCGGGCAUAUGGACAACUUUGCAUUGCCCAAAGAUCGCUCUUGGGCUCCGGGACUUUGCAUCCGAAACUCCUCCUUGCUGCUUGCUGCUUACCAUCCACGAGACAAGUCGCCUGAAAUUUGGCACUUAGAGACGAUCGAUUCAUGAAAAGAUGCAGCUGUUGGGUGAACAUCAAAAAAAGAUCGAAAAA
Cladocopium goreaui is the source of this 2666-nucleotide messenger RNA. NCBI's taxonomy places the organism in Eukaryota, Dinophyceae, Suessiales, Symbiodiniaceae. The record is from the annotation of a GenBank genome assembly.